This is a messenger RNA of Trichoderma gamsii, 2889 nucleotides long. RefSeq names its product phosphatidylinositol 4-kinase. Gene Ontology annotation, molecular function: 1-phosphatidylinositol 4-kinase activity. The transcript has 4 exons. Gene Ontology annotation, cellular component: membrane; cytoplasm. The record is from RefSeq and is a predicted model, not a curated record. NCBI's taxonomy places the organism in Eukaryota, Fungi, Ascomycota, Sordariomycetes, Hypocreales, Hypocreaceae. The coding region runs from base 1 to 2889 and encodes 962 amino acids. Gene Ontology annotation, biological process: phosphatidylinositol phosphate biosynthetic process; phosphatidylinositol-mediated signaling.
AUGUCGUGGGAUCUGCUGCAGCGAUUCAUCGAAUCCGACGUCUUCAACGCGAAUCCCUUCCUCUCAGUCUCCUACCUCUCCCGGUAUGCCGACCAUGUAGGCAUUCACUAUGUGCUGUGCACGAAGCUGCGACAGUUUCCCUACGAGGAUAUCGAAUUCUUCCUGCCGCAGCUGUGCCACCUCAUUAUCAGCGUCGACAAUGAGUCAAUGGCGCUGGAGGAGUUUCUGCUGGACCUAUGCGAAGAGUCUGUGACUGCCGCAUUGUUGACGUUUUGGCUCUUCCAGACAUAUCUACACGACUUGUCCUCCAACCCGCAAUCGAAUGCCUUUCAGACAUGUCGUCGAGUCUAUAACAAGGUACAACACAUCGUGUUUGGCGUCGCAGACACCGUGCGGCACCACAAGAUCAAAGAAAAUGUCUUGCCCGUGACCGUCCUGUCCAGUUUUGUUCUUGCGAGCGUCGCUCUGCCAAUGUUUCCGAGAUGGGCUGGACCCCUCGCUGUCGCACAAGCUCGAAAGCCCCAGCCCAUCACCGACGAUAAUUCAGAUGGAAGCGAAACGCCCAAGCCAACGGCGAAAACACCCACAAGGGCGAAUACUGUAGCCGCGCCAGGCUCGAAAUCUCGGCGGACCAAAGACUCGAGGAAUCCAAACGCAUCCGACGACCGCUUGGCAAUCGACACCCGCCUCUCUCGCCGAAAUAACACCCAUUCGCCAUUGAAUCCCAACUUUACAGCAAAAGAGUCGAAAAGGCCGUCUGCUCUGGAAUUGAAGUCUUUGGAGGCGAGACUUAGUACCGCAUCCCUACCUCUCCCGUCCCCGAGGGGUCCAUCCCGACCAGCUACUCCUGUGUCUGCUAGACCCGCGGAUGGUGUCCAUCGAAGACAUUCCCAUCACUUCAAAUCACCCACGGGCACGAGCAAUCUGUCACCAGCCCAGAAGGCACGGCUCCUAAGGCAACACUAUUUCAGGUCGCAAACCCAAUUCCUAUCGGCACUCGAAGUCAUCUCCAACCGACUGGUUGCUGUACCGAAACCUGCCCGUAUGAGUGCCCUGCGAGCCGAGUUGGCGCUGAUUGGGAGAGAUCUGCCCGCCGAGAUCGAUAUCCCCAUCAUCUGCCCGCCGACCCUGAUUGACGGGGCACCUGGAAAGAGUCGCCACCAUCGAAUUGUGCGACUUAAUCCUGCCGAGGCCACGGUGUUGAACAGCGCUGAAAAGGUCCCAUACUUGUUAAUGAUUGAAGUGCUAAGAGAAGACUUUUCGUUUGAUCCCGAAACUCCAGAUAAUCAAAGGCUAUUGACCGGGUUACUUAGUGGCGAUGGGCCUUCAAAAAGGCUGUUUGACCUCUCCUCAGAGACCCCUAGAGUUGCUCAGGUCAUUCACACUCCGGAACCAGUCAUAGACAGCGUAUUCGAACCGAUUUCAGGCGAUUUGGGAAGCUCGCCACUUUUGAAGCCGUAUGACGACGUGCCGUCGCCAGUCACCUACCACCCGAAGCACUCUUCCGAUCAGCGAUUCUCCAGCGGAGCCACAACUGCGAGUACCACAUUGGAUGCAAUGACACCGCGCACGUCGGACGGCCCUUUCUCAUCUAGAUCUCCUAGUCCUGGGUCUCGACGGAGAAUGACGCUCAAUAUGGCUCGCGCCGACCAGCCAGAUUUCUCAGCGCUGGCCACGCAUAUGAGAACGGCAUCUCAGAUGCUUGCUCAGCUUGAGGCGACGAGUGGCAAGCGACCAAAGCAUGAGGUAGCAGCUAUCAGAGCCAAAAUUAUUGCGAGCAUGCAAAGCCUCGAGGAGCAAAGCUUUGAUGCAGACGAUCACGGUCCUACGUUUGACACCAUCAUCGCCAAAGCCAGCACUGCCAGUACCGUACAGGGCAUAAACCCUGAUCUAGAUGAGGAAGAAGCGCCAAUCGACCCCAACAUCAACGCCAGCGCAGGCAGGGAAAGGAUGGAAAACGAUAUCAAGACAGGAGGCGUGCAACGCCGUGGCGAUCGCGACGACCCUAGUGCGGCUGUCUUUGGAGAAGCCUGGGAGGCCAAGAAGGAACGAAUUCGAAAAUCCUCUCCCUACGGAUGGAUGAAGAACUGGGAUCUCAUGAGUGUCAUCGUGAAAACGGGCGCCGAUUUGCGACAGGAGGCUUUCGCUUGCCAGCUCAUCAGCGUCUGCCACAAGAUUUGGGUGGACGCAAAGGUGGACGUCUGGGUGAAGCUGAUGCGCAUUCUCGUAACUGGAGAGUCAUCUGGACUCAUCGAAACAAUAGCAAAUGGCGUAUCCCUCCACUCACUCAAGCGGAGUCUCACGCUUGCGUCGAUCGAGGCUGGAAACAACCCCCGUCACCGAAUAGCCACGCUCAAAGACCACUUUAUCAAAGCAUUUGGCCCGCCUGAUAGCAAGCCUCACAGAGCUGGACUAGAAGCCUUCAAGCGCUCAUUAGCGGCAUACAGCAUCAUUUCUUACGUGCUGCAGCUGAAGGACAGACAUAACGGAAACGUCUUGAUAGACAGCGAAGGACACAUCAUCCACAUCGACUUUGGAUUCAUGCUUUCCAACUCCCCCGGGUCAGUCGGCUUCGAGGCUGCGCCCUUCAAGCUCACAAACGAAUAUGUGGACGUCCUCGGAGGAGUUGGUUCAGAGGACUGGGAGGAUUAUAAGAAGUUGUGUAAACAAGCUUUUCAAGCUCUGCGACGGUCGGCAGAUUCCAUCAUUGACUUGGUAGCCAUCAUGGGCAGGGAUUCGAAAAUGCCGUGCUUUGCUGUGGGCGUGACUCAUGCGACAACGUCCCUCCGGCAGCGCUUCCAGCUGCAUCUGAGUGCCGACGAAGCAGAGAAUUUCGUGGAGACGGACUUGAUUGCGAAGUCGGUUGGCAGUUAUUAUACACGACUGUGA